AUGUCAAACCCAGAAGAGCGCAAGAUCCUGCACAUCAAGGAACAAAAUGAGAAACAAACCGACCCCGAAGUAUCACCCUCAGACGAUGAUACCUACGUGUACGAACAAACAUUCGAAUCGGAUAACCCGCUACGGGUCGAUACCUCCAUGAACGAUCAUGGCCCUCCGCCAAUGAGUACGCCAUCUGCUCGCCGGGAACAAGCCACUCGUCUUGAAGAUGAUUUGUUGCUCCUGCAGGCUGAGCGCGUGGUGUCUCGGUCAACGCAAGGGCCCGAGGACGGGGAGGGAUCAUCAAUGAACCGGACCAGGUCCCGUCGCACCGAAGUCAUCGAUGAGUUUGACGAAGCGACCAACCCGUUACAUGAAAAAGCCGCUGUGUAUACCCCACCAGAGAGUCCUAAUACCAAACUCUCGGCUUUUGUUAAAAAGAUCCACCAGUCCAGCUUCAUCGUUCGCUAUCUCACCUACAUUCUGCCCGUCGUCAUCCUUCUAUUGAUCCCGCUCCUCGUCGGAGCCCUUGCAUUUCCCGAUGCCGAUGUUGGUGGUGUGAGGUUGAUGUGGUUUUCAAUCUGGCUGGAAAUCUUCUGGUUAACUCUCUGGGCUGGUCGCAUUGUUAGCAAAGGUCUACCUGCCCUCGUAAGUGUCCUGGCUAGUAUUUUUACCAACAAUGCGAAGAAAUGGCGCGAUUUAGCCAGGCAGUUGGAGAUUCAUGCCGCCCUGUUCCUAUGGUGGCUUGGUGUGGAGAUCUCUUUCUUGCCGACCAUGAAGAACCACCAUGUGGACGGAAACUCGGCCACACGCAGCUGGGAAAACACUCUCAAUAAGAUCAUCAUCGUGAUCUUUGUGUGGACCAUUUUGAACUUGAUUGAAAAGGUCAUUAUUCAAUUGAUUGCCAUCAGCUUCCACCUCCGCACCUACGCGGAUCGUAUUGAGAUCAACAAGUUCCAGAUCGGCAGCUUGACGAAGCUGUACGAUUGGUCUCGGAAUCGCAUCGAGGAGACAGAUGAGGCUUUCCAUGAGAAGCCCGCGGAACAAGCAGAUACCCCGCCUGGGAUGAAGAACCCUCUGCAUUAUGCCGGAAAAGCUCAUAAGGUGGCAGUUGGUGUGGCCAAGGGCGCGGCGAAGAAAGCUGCUAAUAAAGUCGGUGACGUUGCUAAUGCCGUUACCGCGGAUUUUACUGGUCGCAAGGCGACCAAGAGCAAUGAUCCGUACCAAGUCAUUCUGGCGCUGUUGCGAAGUACAUCUGGUUGUCAGGUCCUCGCACGUCGUCUGUACCGCACAUUUGUACGUGAUGGCUUUGAUACUGUUUUCUCUGGUGAUUUGAAGGAGGCCUUUGAGAAUGGCGACGAAGCCGAGGCUGCAUUUACCAUGUUCGAUCGUGACAUGAAUGGCGAUAUAUCCAUGGAGGAGCUCGAGGCUGUCUGUGUCGAUAUUGGCCGGGAGCGGAAAUCGAUUACUGCUUCUUUGAAGGAUUUGGAUUCAGUUGUGUCCAAGCUCGACAAUGUGUUCAUGUUCUUCGUGAUUGUUGUUGUUCUUGUGGUGUUCUUGUCUUUGAUCUCUACAUCUGCCGCUGGUGUUUUGACUUCGGCUGGAUCCAGUAUCCUGGCCCUUUCUUGGUUGUUCUCAGCUACGGCCCAGGAAUUCCUGCAGUCUGUCAUUUUCGUGUUCGUCAAGCAUCCCUUUGACGUCGGUGACCGUGUGACUAUCUACGGUAAUGCUGGUGAUGCUGGACUGGGCGAUGAUUAUUUCGUCAAGGAGAUUACCCUGUUAUACACCGAGUUCAAGAAGAUGCAGGGCCACGUUGUCCAGGCACCGAACAGCUACCUCAAUGGUCUAUUUAUUCUGAACCAGCGACGAUCCGGUGCUCUAGCCGAGGCUAUUCCCAUUGUUAUCAAGUACGGCACAACUGUCGACCAAAUCGAUGCUCUCCGCCAGCGUCUGCUGGAGUUUGUGCGCAGCGAGAAGCGCGACUUCCAGAGCAAUAUGCUCACCGAGCUGCGCGAGGUGACCGAAAACUUCUCUCUCACGCUCAACAUUGUCUUCUUCUACAAAUCUAACUGGCAGAACGAGGGUCUCCGUCUGCAGCGCCGCAACAAGUUCAUCUGCAUGCUCAUGAUCGCCCUCCAGGAGAUCGGCAUCGAGGGCCCACGCAUGAACCUCCAGGGUGCCAAGUUCGACAUCCCCUUCCACAUCAACCACAACCAGCCCAUGGUCGCACCGACCCCCAGACGCGAAGAGCCAAGCGAGUUCGAGCCCAUCCCAAUCGGCACAGAUUCCAGCUCGCUCCAGGACAAUACCGCGACAACCAGCGGCGCCGCUACCCGCCAGCAUUCCAUCUUGCGCAGGGGCGCAGAUACCGCUGCCGCCCGAGCUCGUGGUACCUCCACUUCUCGGAAGCAUGUCGAUUUUUCCCUCGGCAUGUCCAAUCUCUCCUCGAACGAUAUCAUGGGCGAUGUCUUCGAGGAUCGCUCCGUGCGACUUGACAAUGUUGUCCGUAGUGCGAACCGCGAGGCGGCUGAGCGUCGUAUGCAAGAUGUCGCGGAAGAAGAAGAAGAGCGAAAGAGCCGAGCGUCAUCAUCUCAGCAUCGUCGUCCUUCGACUUUGAGUGCUCCGGCUCAUGAACCUCGUCACUCUACCGAUGCUCAUAGCUAUCGCAGUGGGGCCUCGUCUACACGGAAUCACUUCUUCCGACACCGCAGCAGUGUUACUCGGGACCGUGAGGAUAUAGAGCUGGGCCGUCCUGGUACUCCACCGGUUAAGGAUGACUGA
Molecule: messenger RNA, 2769 nt
Organism: Penicillium odoratum
Lineage: Eukaryota; Fungi; Ascomycota; Eurotiomycetes; Eurotiales; Aspergillaceae
Product: Mechanosensitive ion channel family
Exons: 1
Coding region: 1-2769 (922 amino acids)
Biological process (GO): intracellular calcium ion homeostasis; calcium ion transmembrane transport
Cellular component (GO): membrane
Molecular function (GO): calcium ion binding; calcium channel activity
Source: RefSeq, a predicted model, not a curated record